AGCUUGUGAGCCCCUGUGGAUAGCGAUAGACACUGUUUCUGCGUCGCGACAGAGGCAAACUGAACUCAAAGAUCUGACGCCGGGAAUUCCCAUUCCCCGGACGUGGAAGGAAGAGCUGAACAACCCUGGUCGAGCGCAUGACACCACCGGCGUAAGAUAGCAAGCACUGGAUCUUCUCUCCCGAUCUGAAGCAGCAGAAGAAGAAGAGUGAGAGAGAGAAGGGGCAAAAUGGGCAUUGGAAGUUUCAGAGGGUGGCGUCCGUUCGUCUUUUCUCUCCCUCUCCUCAUCUCCCUUCCCAUUCUCUUCUCAGUCUCGGAGUUGCAUCGAAAGUCCAAUCCAGUGCAAGAUCUGAGCAGAAAACACACCAAGAAAUUCGAUCAUCUCGUGCUGGGCCCCGCCGCAGGCCAAGGCCUGUGCGAUCGCCUUCAAUGCCGUGGCCUUAAAGCUCUAAAUAGGACACAUUCUUCCCCCACAUCUCGCAUCCUUAAUUCCAGCGAUAGCAUUUCUCGUCACUGUCUUUGCUAUAUACAACAGUUCUCUGACUGCACGCAGGGAUGACAAAAUAUAUGAUAUAGUAACGGUUGGGAACGCUUCAUAUGGUAAAGUAGAGAGAUCGAUGGCUAUUCUUGAUACUUUCAUUAAUUUUAUACAGUUACAUUUCAAAAAAUAUGAGGUUCCAUGCAUUAGAUAAACACGGCAUACUUUUGGGUCCUGUUGACUUGUAACAUAUUUCUUCCAUAGUAGCUAUUGUAAUGCCUCUGCCAAAUUGAGUAGCUUUCUCCGUAAUUUUGUUUGUGAUCCCAAUAGUUAAGUACAAGGUUUAAUAUCAUGUAAUCUCAGCUCCAUUUUCAGCACUUUGGUCAUGUUAUUCUUGCAUGG
This is a messenger RNA of Magnolia sinica, 879 nucleotides long. RefSeq lists its product as uncharacterized. Bases 229 to 558 code for a protein of 109 amino acids. The transcript has 3 exons. Lineage: Eukaryota; Viridiplantae; Streptophyta; Magnoliopsida; Magnoliales; Magnoliaceae. The record is from RefSeq and is a predicted model, not a curated record.